This is a messenger RNA of Musca vetustissima, 442 nucleotides long. RefSeq names its product eukaryotic translation initiation factor eIF1 (gene eIF1). Gene Ontology annotation, cellular component: eukaryotic 43S preinitiation complex. Gene Ontology annotation, molecular function: translation initiation factor activity; RNA binding; ribosomal small subunit binding. The coding region runs from base 51 to 383 and encodes 110 amino acids. Lineage: Eukaryota; Metazoa; Arthropoda; Insecta; Diptera; Muscidae. Gene Ontology annotation, biological process: translational initiation. The transcript is spliced from 3 exons. The record is from RefSeq and is a predicted model, not a curated record.
GAGAAACACACAUUUUUAUUUUUUGGCUGUUGGUAUUUUUUUAAUAUCGUAUGUCCAUCCAGAAUUUAAAUACAUUUGACCCCUUUGCUGAUGCAAUCAAGGGUGCUGAUGAUGAUGUUCAAGACGGUCUUGUUCACAUAAGAAUUCAGCAGCGUAAUGGUCGCAAAACACUAACCACAGUCCAAGGUUUAUCUGCAGAAUAUGACCUGAAAAAAAUUGUGCGAUCAUGUAAAAAGGAAUUUGCAUGUAACGGCACUGUAAUUGAACAUCCCGAAUACGGAGAAGUUUUACAACUCCAGGGUGAUCAACGUGAAAACAUUUGCCAGUGGUUGACAAAGGUUGGUCUAGCCAAAUCUGAUCAAUUGAAAGUGCAUGGUUUCUAAACCUUUCACUCCUCAUCAAAAACAAGAAACCUCCACUAAAAGCCAGAACAACAACAACA